Molecule: messenger RNA, 2343 nt
Organism: Gordionus sp. m RMFG-2023
Lineage: Eukaryota; Metazoa; Nematomorpha; Gordioida; Chordodea; Parachordodidae
Product: complex I assembly factor ACAD9, mitochondrial-like
Exons: 17
Coding region: 1-2217 (738 amino acids)
Molecular function (GO): acyl-CoA dehydrogenase activity; flavin adenine dinucleotide binding
Source: RefSeq, a predicted model, not a curated record
AUGAAACAGCAGAGCUACGCUUGGACUAUCUCAUCCCAUCUAAUUGGGUUAAGAAAUUUGGGGGUAACCUAUGAGAUGAGCCCAUCCACAAUUUUUGGGCAGGCUGCAGUUACCUGUGGGCGCAAGAGGCGAAACCACUUGCUUAAACGCCUACGGGAGAUAAGAGAGAGAAAAGCCCGUACCCGAUUAAGUAAGAUGAAAAAUAUCUCUUUGGCUUCAUAUAAUUUGCAAAAAGCUCUUAAAAAUCUUAAGGAAUUAGAUACUGAUAAUAAAGAAUCGAUUCAAAUUACUAAUAAUUAUCAACCCCUUGAACCUUUAAAAAUCAAUAUUAAACCUAAUAUUCUUCAGAAAGUUCAGCAAAAAAAAUACAGGGAAUCAUUUUUGCAUAUUAUCUUUGGUGGGAGUUUUGAUCCUGAUGUUUUGUUAUAUCCAGAAAUUGGGUUAGAAGAUGAGAAAUCUAUAGAAUAUAUUAAUAAAUAUGUUGACAAAUAUUUUCAAUCAAACAUUAACUCAGACUUAAUAGAAAAAACUAAUUGUAUUCAAGAUGAACAUAUUCAAAAAUUUAAACAAUUAAAUCUAUAUGGGUUAAAUAUUCCUUUUGAUUAUGGGGGAUUGAAUUUAUCUGCAACUGCAAUCGCAAAGUUGGCGGAAACACUUUCCAUUAAUACUCCCAUAGCCUUAAAUAUACUAACCCAUAAUUAUUUUGGGGCCCAUGGAUUAACCAAAUGUAAUAAUGAAAAUAUCAAAUCCACCUAUCUUCCUCGCAUGGCCAAGGGAGAAAUUCUUGCAACUUUAGCCUUGAUUGAAGAAAAUAGUGGUAUGGAUAUAAAUUCUAUUGAGACUACUGCCGCUCCUCUAACAGGGGAUGACUCGAAAUUUGUUUUAACUGGCAAAAAGACUUGGGUCAGUAAUGCGAAUAAAUCUGACGUCUUCGUAACGUUCGCCCGCAUUAAGAAAAGCCAUUUAUAUCAAGAUAUCUCUUCUACUACAGAUAAAACUGAAGGCGAUGAAUUGGUAGCAUUUUUGAUUGACAGGAAUAAAACCCCUCAUCCCGAAACGAGCAUUUCCGUAAGUCAACCCUAUUCUAUGGUUGGGCUUAAAGGCUUCAACGUUUGUGACGUUCAUUUUAAUGGAGUUAUCGUCGCGAGAGAAAAUAUAAUUAGCGAACCCGGCUUGGGAUACAGUUUAGCUCAAGAUAUACUAUCCAACACACGUUUCGCUACAUCCAUCCUCUAUACUGGAAUCAUUAAAAAAUUGACCGAUGAAAUGUUAAAUAAAUGCAAUCACACCAAGUCUUUCGACAGAAAGCUCUCAGAUUAUUUCUUAGUUCAAGAUAGAGUCGGUAAAAUAUCAGCCGAUCUAUACGCCAUGGAAAGUUUGACCUAUCUAGUCGCCAGCUUGAAAGAUGAUUACCUCAAUUACGAUUCCCAUAUUGAGGACACAUUGCUACGAAUUUUUAAUGGUAACAAAGCUUUUGAAUGUUUGGAUAAUAUCUCUAAGGUGUACGGAAGGGAGGGACUUUUGUCGCAUUCACCUAUUCAAAGGACUUGGAGAGAUUUUAAAAUGAUGUCCAUUUUGGAAGGAAAUUCUGACACUUUGAAAAUAGAAGCCGCUCUUCGAGGAAUUAAAAGUCGAGUUCUAGAUUUACCACUUGAAUGCGAAAAAACAUUUAAGGUACGUCGUUAUCACCUAUACCCUUCCCACCUCUUUGAUUCCUUGAGGCUGAUGAUCCUCCCUUAUUGGAUGGAGCGAACUGGCUUAUCAGAGGCAGGGGAUCCCAAGCUAUCACGUGAUCGAGAUGAGCUCCUGGCCCACGUACACCCAACUCUAGCCGUGCCUAUUCGUCAAUUGACCCUCUAUUUGCACGAUUUCCAUUUGCUCUUAAGACGUAAUCUCCAAGUGCACGCUAGGGAAAUAUUGCACCAUCAAACUAUAUUGGUAUACUUGGCAGAAUAUGCCGCGGAAUUAUUCGCAAUGGUGGCUGUUAUAUCUCGUUCUUCUAGGGCCAAAUCUAUAGGGCUCAAGAAUUGUGAUUUAGAAAUCGAUAUGACACACGCCUUUUGUCGCCAUUCCAUCGAAAAAUUAACCAUUAUCAUUGAUAGGAUGACCGAACUAACGCUUUAUGGUUCCAAUCAUGAGAGUUAUAGAAGAAUAGGCGAGUUCAAUCUAAAGCAUAACGAGUAUUCGGCGGAACAUCCUCUUAAUAAAAAUUGGUGAAAGAAGCGGAAAAAUAGUAUUUUUUUUAUAAAUGAAAAUGAAAUUAGAGUAUUUUAAAGCAAGCAUAAAUAUAAUUUUUAUAUUUGAUUUGUAAAAAUUAAUUACAUUAUCUGUAAAUUAUGCUUA